AUGGCGACACCACCACCGACAUCAACGACACCAACGAUGACACCGGGGAAAUUUAGGCGAAUUCUCCUCUCGAACAUGGAAUCCUUUCUCGUGCACACGAUGCCGCUCGUGCGAUUAUGCGAAAAGGAAAACAAUACUAAAAAGAGUAAGAAAGAUUUUACGUUGAAAAGUUUAUGGGAGGCAUUCCACGAGACGAGCGCGUUCGGGUGCGAAGUCCCUCUGGAAAUGAAUGCGAACAACAAGGAAAGGAAUGAGAAGGAGGAGGAUGCGGAGGAAAACGAGGAACCGGAGGUGAUUGCGCAGUAUUACGCGAGUUACGUUUCAGCGUUUCAGAUUUUCGAGAAGACGAAGAAGAAGACAAAGAAGACUUUAAAGAAGAAGAGACGAGAGGAGCGGAGAAGUAAAAACGGUGUUGGUGAGAGUAGGAGCGAUGAUUAUGAUGAUGAUUUUACCCAGGCGGCAUCCGCGCAAUAUUUCGAAUCGUUAGCGCCGUAUUCGAGACCGCCUUUGACGGACGUCAUCGAAAGACUCGCCGAGGAGAAUGAAAAAGUACAAAGUUUGAAAGCAUCGGAGAUUGAUCGAGAGAAGUCGUGGUUUUGUUUCGCGUGGUAUCCGAUUUAUAGGAUACCGCAAGGAACGAGUCGGUCGGAUAUUCAGGGGUGUUUUUUAACCUAUCACGGGUUGAAUCAUUUAGAUAUAGAGGACGAGGAGGAUGAGGAGGAGGAUGGAGACGAGAGCGGCAAAGAUAUAGAGGAAGAAGAUGAAGAGGAGGAGGAGGAGGAGGAGGAAGAAGUGGACAAAGAUGGUUCACAAGGUGAUGAAGAAGUAGAACACGGAGAAAAAAACGGGAAAACAAGUAGGAUUCGAGGAUUACCUCCACUCCCACCCGCCUCUUUGACGCUUGCCGGCGAAACCAGACUCCAAAGGCGCAUCGAAGACGCCAAGAAGAGCGUCGCCGUCCUCGAAAAGGACGAACGUAGCAAUACAACCACCACCACCAAAGGAGAUGAUGAAGAACACACAAACUUCAUUCCGCUCAAACCGUUCGGUUUGUGCUGUUACAAAACCGACCCGGAAAUCUGGGAAGAAUCCGACGAAGCUGAAAACGCUCGAACCGCGGCCAUGAUUGACGGCGCGUACGCCUUCUUGAGGAGCUUGGAAGUUAUUCAUCCCGAUUACGAAUUCUUUUCGCACCACGGAUGA
Messenger RNA from Bathycoccus prasinos, 1203 nucleotides. RefSeq lists its product with no specific name. Lineage: Eukaryota; Viridiplantae; Chlorophyta; Mamiellophyceae; Mamiellales; Bathycoccaceae. The record is from RefSeq and is a predicted model, not a curated record. The transcript has a single exon. The coding region runs from base 1 to 1203 and encodes 400 amino acids.